AGGCGGUUUGAUUCGUUAACGAAUCGAGUGUAUGAUACUCCAUCUCCAGAUAGGUUUCCUCGUAAUUAAACCUCCAGACAGAUUUCCGGCUGACCCCUUUCUCUCCCAGUGGCGUAUUCGACCAAGAGAACUGAACAGAUGCUAAAACCCAAACCCUAAAUCCUAAAUGGAUCAAAUUCCCAAUCUUCCUCAACUCGAUCCAUCCAAAUUCUCUCAAAAUAGUCCUUGAUCAUGAACUCCUAAAGAAACCCAGAAUUCUUGCCAUUAAUUUCCGUGUCACCGGCUGAACAUUAGCAGUCGGUCAUCGCCACGAUGACCAAUUACACCGUCCCAUCACUUCCACCGUCCGCCUCCGGGGGCGACGGAGACUUUGAUUACGAUACGGCAUGGUACGGGAACAUCCAAUACUUAGUUAACAUUUCCGCCAUCGGAGCCUUAACGUGUCUCCUCAUCUUCAUCUUAAUUAAGCUCCGAAGCGACCACCGCCGCAUGCCCGGCCCCACCGCCAUCGUUUCUAAGCUCCUCGCCGCCUGGCACGCCACCGGCCGAGAGAUCGCCCGCCACUGUGGCGCUGAUGCAGCUCAAUUUCUCCUUAUUGAAGGUGGCAGCUCUGCCCUACUCCUUUCCCUCGCUGUGCUGGCCAUCUCCGUCAUGCUUCCAAUCAAUAUUUACGCUGGAAAGGCUUCUUUGGGAGACGAAUUCUCGAAAACCACCAUUAAUCAUAUCGAAAAAGGUUCGCCUUUGCUCUGGGUUCACCUUAUUUUUGUUGUAAUUGUUGUUUUUUUGGUGCAUUAUGGUGUGAAUGAGAUUGAAAAAAGAUUGAAAGUCACGAGGUUGCGAGAUGGGCAUGGUAAUCCUAGUGACCCUGGUGCAAAUUCGAGUGCAAUAUUUACUAUAAUGAUACAUGGGUUGCCAACAACUUUGGGCUUUGAUAAGACCCCAUUGGUGGAAUACUUUCAGCAUAAGUAUCCAGGGAAGGUGUAUGAAGUUAUUGUUCCGAUGGAUUUGUGUGCAUUAGAUGAUUUAGCUUCGGACUUAGUGAAGGUUAGGGAUGAUAUUUCAAAGUUGGUGGCAAGGAUCGAGUCAAGAGGAUUUCUGGAUGAGGUAGAGGAAUAUGAGGAUGCAGGGAAUGGAAGGGGAUUGUGGGAGAAGAUAUGUUUGUUGUGGAGGAGAGUGGUAGAUUUGUGGUAUCGGGCUAUGGGCGCUCUGGGGUUUUCUGAUGAGGAGAGAUUGAGAAAGUUGCAAGAGUUUAGGGCAGAUUUGGAAAUGGAGAUGGCAGCUUAUAAAGAUGGCCGAGCAAGGGGUGCUGGUGUUGCUUUUGUGGUGUUUAAAGAUGUCUAUGCAGCUAAUAAGGCAGUUCAGGAUCUUCGAAAUGAAAAGAGAAGACGGUUUGGAAGAUUCUUUUCCAUUACAGAGUUACAACUUCAAAGGAACCAGUGGAAGGUAGAGAGAGCUCCACUGGCAAGUGAUAUUUAUUGGAAUAACUUGGGUUCAUCAAAACUGUCUCUAAGAUUGCGUAGAGUGAUUGUGAACACAUGCCUGUUAUUGCUACUUCUGUUCUGCAGUUCUCCACUUGCUAUACUUAGUGGCAUUAGCAGCGCAGCACGGAUUAUUAAUGCAGAAGCUGUGGAUCAUGCUGAGACUUGGCUGGCUUGGGUGCAGAGUUCAAGCUGGCUUGCAUCCUUAAUCUUCCAGUUUCUGCCCAAUGUACUUAUUUUUGUCAGCAUGUAUAUUGUGAUCCCAUCUGUUCUUUCUUAUCUUUCCAAAUUUGAGCGGCAUUUGACCGUGUCUGGGGAGCAAAGAGCUGCGCUCUUGAAGAUGGUUUGCUUUUUCUUGGUAAACCUCAUUCUUCUAAGGGGUCUAGUUGAGUCAUCACUGGAGAGCGCUAUUUUGAAGAUGGGACGAUGUUACUUGGAUGGGGAAGAUUGCAAAAGGAUUGAACAAUAUAUGAGUGCCUCUUUUCUUUCAAGAUCUUGCCUUUCAUCACUUGCAUUUCUUAUUACAAGCACUUUCUUGGGAAUAUCCUUUGAUUUACUGGCUCCAGUACCUUCAAUUAAGAAGAUGCUCCGGAAGUUCAGAAAGAAUGAUAUGCUCCAGCUGGUUCCGGAGCAAAGUGAACUGGAAAAUCAUGACAUUGAAAGUUUGGAGAGGCCUCUGAUUUCUGAAGCUGCAGCUGGGGUAAUGACAAGCAAUAAUGGAUAUUUACAACAUUCUGCUUUGAACGGUGUUAAUUCACCAGGUCAAGACAUGUCUGAAUACCCUCCUGUUAGCAGAACCUCACCCAUGCCUAAGCGAACUUUUGAUUUUGCACAAUACUAUGCGUUCAACCUCACAAUAUUUGCCCUGACCCUCAUAUAUUCCUCCUUUGCUCCCCUUGUGGUUCCGGUGGGAGCUAUAUAUUUUGGUUACAGAUAUGUGGUAGACAAGUACAACUUCCUAUUUGUCUACAGGGUGCGAGGUUUUCCGGCUGGUAAUGAUGGGAGGUUGAUGGAUACUGUUUUGUUUGUAAUGCGGUUUUGUGUUGAUUUGUUUCUUCUCUCGAUGCUACUCUUCUUCUCAGUUCACGGGGAUUCCACAAAGCUGCAGGCCAUAUUCACUCUCGGGUUGUUAGUAAUGUAUAAGCUUUUACCCUCUGAUAAUGAAGGUGUACAGCCAGCCUUAUUGCAAGGCAUACAGACUGUUGACAACAUCAUUGAUGGUCCCAUAGAUUAUGAAGUUUUGUCGAAGCCUACUUUUGAAUGGGAUACUUAUAACUCAUAACACCAGUUGUUAAUAUAAUUUUUUGGCAUUAAGCUGAUAUUGGUCGUGGUAUAUCUGUAGAUACAUUUAUCUGUUCAUGAUCUGCUUCCA
Coffea eugenioides is the source of this 2850-nucleotide messenger RNA. RefSeq names its product CSC1-like protein At4g35870. Bases 313 to 2760 code for a protein of 815 amino acids. Gene Ontology annotation, cellular component: plasma membrane. NCBI's taxonomy places the organism in Eukaryota, Viridiplantae, Streptophyta, Magnoliopsida, Gentianales, Rubiaceae. The transcript has a single exon. The record is from RefSeq and is a predicted model, not a curated record. Gene Ontology annotation, molecular function: calcium-activated cation channel activity.